This is a messenger RNA of Oncorhynchus mykiss (rainbow trout), 2397 nucleotides long. It is a transcript of the gene cdc6, whose product is annotated as cell division cycle 6 homolog (S. cerevisiae). The record is from RefSeq and is a predicted model, not a curated record. Gene Ontology annotation, molecular function: ATP hydrolysis activity; ATP binding; DNA replication origin binding. Gene Ontology annotation, cellular component: nucleus. NCBI's taxonomy places the organism in Eukaryota, Metazoa, Chordata, Actinopteri, Salmoniformes, Salmonidae. Gene Ontology annotation, biological process: mitotic DNA replication checkpoint signaling; DNA replication initiation.
AUCAGUCAAGUUUAACUAGCUAGUCAGAUACAAAAAAACAGUUUGUCGAAAACCGCAAUAAAUAUAUUUCCUGUUUUCUUUGAUUGUGGUAUUUUACGACAUUUCAGUGUUUUUAAUCAUAUUUGUACUGUUGGCGCCACAAAUGAGUACACGUAUAGUUGUCGCCAUUGAGUCUGCAGAUACAGUAGUUACUGAGAAUUCACACCAUUCUGAUGGCCCCGGAAGAUGGCAAGUUGUUUGUUGCAUUGUCAGUAUACAAUCGAACAUUCGGGCUAUAACCUUUUGUAAUGUUGAUUUACAACAGUGCAACAACGGCACAAAGAUCGCAUACUCUUCUAAAUCGUGGGACUCAUGCUUAGCAGUUAUAACAGUAACUUGCGUGGAAAAUACCGGAACUACUUCGAUCAGGUCUUUUGAAACCGGUCUGGACGCUAAAGUGCUCACAGGGAAGAUGCCCAGCACACGUUCCCAGGCUCAGCCUAUCCUCCAGUUCCCCAGACGCAAGUCCUCUGGGGUUCACUCAAAAAGCACCCCCUCCAAGAGCACAUCCCAACUGAAGGAGACCCAGUCCCUCUGCUCCGUGGGGGCUUCUAAACCGCAGUCCCUUCCAGAGAGGGCCCAGCUAACGCCCCUCUCACAUGGGCCCGUGGCCCUCAAAGGCAUAACUUUGUGCCCAAGAAUACCCCUCAGCCCUCGCAAACGCACAGGAGAUGAAAAUGGCUGUAACCUCAGUGCCACCCUGCUGGGCUCUCCUCCCAAACAGCCCUGCCUUAACCUGGCCUCCCCCCGCAAGCUGGGCUUUGAGAACUCCCCCCUUCUAUCCCCGAGGAGACUACUGACCCCCCUCUCCCCAACCUCCCGCCCCAGGGCCUCCCCCAGCAGACUGCAUGAGACCCCCAGUGGGAGCCCAUGUCCCCGAUCAGAGAAGACGCCUGGGGUCCGCCUCUUUGCUGAAAAGUCUAAGUUCCACAGUGUGAAGCAGGCCCUCCACACUGCUGUCCCAGAGCGCCUGCUAUCCCGGGAGGACGAGAGGUCCUCCAUCCGCUCCUUCCUGGAGGACAAGGCCCUGAAGGCCAGCCCGGCCAGCCUCUACAUCUCUGGAGCCCCUGGCACCGGCAAGACGGCUUGCCUCAACUGUGUGUUGCAGGAGAUGAAGGAUGAGCUGAAGGAGAUUCAGACAGUGGUGUUGAACUGUAUGGCUCUGCGUAGCUCCCACGCCAUCUUCCCCUUGCUGGCAGAGAAGCUGGGGGCCUCCGGGGGCCACACCGACACCAAGCUGCAGAAACUGCUGACCAGCACAGGGCCCACUGUUCUUCUAGUCCUGGAUGAAAUGGACCAGUUGGACAGCAAGGCACAAGACGUUCUCUACACCAUCUUUGAGUGGCCCUACCUGCCCAAGUCCCGCCUCUGUCUCAUUGGUAUCGCCAACGCUCUGGACCUGACCGACAGGAUCCUCCCCCGGCUGCAGGCCCUGCCUCGCUGUCGCCCCCAGCUGUUACACUUCCCACCCUACAGCCGCCAGGAGCUCGCCGCCAUCGUGCAGGACCGACUCGCACAGGUGUCCGGAGAAGGGUUACUGGACGUGUCGGCCGUGCAGUUUUGUGCCAGGAAGGUGUCUGCUGUGUCGGGAGACGCACGCAAAGCUCUGGAUAUCUGCCGGAGAGCUGUAGAGCUUGUGGAAUCUGACGACCGAAAGAAGGCCGCAGAAACGACAGCGUCUCGUGUGAGCGUGCCCCAGGUGGCCAGGGUGCUGUCGGAGGUGUACGGGGACCGCAUGUCCUCCUCCGAGGGAGAGAGCUUCCCCCUCCAGCAGAAACUACUGGUGUGCUGUCUGCUACUGCUCACCCGCAACGGCAAGAACAAAGAGAUCCCACUGGGCAAGCUCCACGAGGUGUACAGCCGCCUGUGUGCCAAGAGACAGGUGGGUGGUGUGGGCCAGGGCGAGUGCCUCUCCCUCUGCGGUCUGCUGGAGAGCCGGGGCAUCUUUGCCCUGAAAAAAGCCAAGGAGGCUCGCCUCACCAAGGUUUCUCUGAAGAUUGAGGAGAGGGACGUGGAGAAUGCUCUGAAGGAUCGCACCCUGCUGGGCAGCAUCCUGACCUCUGGCCUACCAUGACCUCUCACCCCAAUGAUAUCAACUGACCCAGAUUUAUAUUUGUGAUUUAUUUAUUUUCAUUUUGGGGGGGAUUCCUUUUUUGGGGGGGGGCGGAACAAUGGGGAAAUGCAGCGAUUUGUUACAUUUUUAUUAACAGAUGAUGAACAUGGACUAGAAACAUUUCAAAUGGUCAGCCAAACUGACUAGCUGCUUUUAACUUGUUUAAAAUGCUCAUUUUUGGGGGGGGGGUGAAAACCGUAUGUACAUUUAUGUUGUAAUAAAUGAAUGUACAAACUUUUUAAACA